This is a messenger RNA of Rodentolepis nana, 306 nucleotides long. The record is from the annotation of a GenBank genome assembly. NCBI's taxonomy places the organism in Eukaryota, Metazoa, Platyhelminthes, Cestoda, Cyclophyllidea, Hymenolepididae.
AUGAAUUGGUGGGAUGCAGAUGUAGUUGCGAGAAUUGGUGUCACGAAAUAUUGCGAUGAAGGAGUAGAUGAAGUUGAUGAUGACGAUGAUGAUGAUGAUGAGGUUGCUGAUGUGAGGGGGAUGCUUGAAAAUGUUGGAAAAUUCAAUAAAGUGCAUCAACAGAUUGAUUCACCUCCCACUCUAGCAGAAUGCGAAAAAAAUGCAGAUCGAUGCAUUCAAAUGGUGAAAACUCGAUUCGACAUUCGUUUGAGAUCACUCUGUGCCAACUAUCUUGGGAGCAGUAGCGAAAGAAUCACUAUCAAAUAA